AUGUCUCUACACAAGAUCAAGCACAUUGUGCUCGUCCUCUCGGGCAAAGGUGGGGUGGGCAAGUCCUCAGUCACAACACAGCUCGCCCUCUCUUUGUCCCUCGCCGGCCACUCGGUAGGCGUCCUCGACGUCGACCUUACCGGACCUUCAAUACCACGGAUGUUCAACAUUGAGCAUGCCAAGGUCACGUCUGCCCCAGGCGGCUGGCUGCCUGUGCCAGUCCACCCCGCCAAACCAGAAGCCGGCAUUGGCGAGCUUCGGUGUAUGAGUCUAGGCUUCCUGCUGCAGGGUCGGGGCGAUGCUGUCGUCUGGAGGGGCCCAAAGAAGACCGCCAUGAUCCGCCAGUUCCUUUCUGAUGUCCUCUGGGGCGAGCUCGACUAUCUCCUGAUCGACACACCUCCGGGCACCUCUGACGAGCACAUCUCUCUGGCCGAGACCCUGCUUAAGGACGCCCUUCCUGGCCAGGUCGCUGGGGCAGUGGUGGUCACCACGCCUCAAGCCGUCGCCACCGCUGAUGUUCGCAAGGAGCUCAACUUUUGCAAGAAGACAGGCAUCCCCGUCAUCGGGGUCGUGGAGAACAUGGCCGGCUUCGUGUGCCCCAACUGUGCAGAAUGCACAAACAUAUUCGGCAAGGGAGGCGGCCAGGUCAUGGCUGACGACUUUGGCGUGCCAUUCCUCGGACGAGUACCCAUCGACCCCCAGUUUGUCAUACUCAUUGAGACUGGAAAGCGGCCCGUUUAUCCCAAAGGCACCACCAUCAACGGCCAGGACUUUUCUGCGUCUAUGCCGCCGAGCUCUGGCGAGAACCCUGCCACCUCCCAUGAAGUCAAGGAUGCGGGCGCGCUUGCCGAAAAGUACAAAAGCUGCUCACUGGAGCCCAUCUUCAGGAAGCUCACUCAAGAUAUUAUUACUUCUGUUGGUUGA
Messenger RNA from Microdochium trichocladiopsis, 924 nucleotides. Its product is annotated as P-loop containing nucleoside triphosphate hydrolase protein. Bases 1 to 924 code for a protein of 307 amino acids. The transcript has a single exon. Gene Ontology annotation, cellular component: cytosol. Gene Ontology annotation, biological process: iron-sulfur cluster assembly. NCBI's taxonomy places the organism in Eukaryota, Fungi, Ascomycota, Sordariomycetes, Xylariales, Microdochiaceae. Gene Ontology annotation, molecular function: ATP binding; ATP-dependent FeS chaperone activity; 4 iron, 4 sulfur cluster binding. The record is from RefSeq and is a predicted model, not a curated record.